AUGGAUCUCGUUUUAUUACAGAUUUUUGUCUUGUAUACUAGUUCGAUCCUGGCAGAUCAGUGUUCCCAUGAACCAGAGUGCCAUGUAUUUAACUGGAAAGAAUGGGCUUCAUGUACUGGUGUCUGUGGCUCACAGUCACAGAGAAGAGAGCGCAACAUGUGCUGUUCCAUGUCUGUUAGUCCUCAUACCAUAGAAAACUGCCUGAAACACUGUAACCUGUCUCCUAAUUUUAAAUUAGAUCAGUCUAAAUCAUGCAGAAUAUGUGAAAAUGGCGGAACACUGAAUAUUUCAUCUCUAUCUUGCAAAUGUGAUCCAUAUCAUAAGGGUGAUUGUUGUCAAGACCUUGUGAAAUGUCAAGAUAACCCUUGUAAACACGGAAUUUGUACCGAUACUGCUUACACUUUUACCUGCCACUGUGACAGAGGAUACACAGGAUUAGUUUGUGAUAAACGAAAACUUUGCAGUCAAGGAAUAGUGUGCAAAAAUGGUGGAACUUGUGUUGAUGGGUCGAUUGGAUUUAAAUGUCACUGUAGUGAUAGAUAUACGGGAGAGUUUUGUGAAAGAGUGGUGACAACAGAGCAACCUUCGGAACUUCGUCUUCCAGAAUGGUUUCCAUAUUUAGAAUAUGGAUUGUUGUCGGUCGUGUCCCUUAUAGGUCUUAUGACAUUGGGAUGUAUUUGUCUAAAGUGUUGUCGAGCAUUUGGUGUUGGCGAAAAAAAGUUUGUGGAUGACGACGAUAAUGAUGAAGAAAGAAAUUUUAGAAAAAGGAAAAACGUUCAUUCUACUCCGAACCACCCAAAACCAGUGAAUACAGGGAUUGACUUUUGA
Molecule: messenger RNA, 828 nt
Organism: Saccostrea echinata
Lineage: Eukaryota; Metazoa; Mollusca; Bivalvia; Ostreida; Ostreidae
Product: neurogenic locus notch homolog protein 1-like
Exons: 4
Coding region: 1-828 (275 amino acids)
Biological process (GO): establishment or maintenance of epithelial cell apical/basal polarity; heterophilic cell-cell adhesion
Cellular component (GO): plasma membrane; protein-containing complex
Molecular function (GO): calcium ion binding
Source: RefSeq, a predicted model, not a curated record